CCCACUGUUCAGUGAUUUGUGUUUAUUUUUUAAAAGCCCGCGACAUCGCGACAGGAAAUUUUUGCAAGUUUUUCGAAUUCCCAAAGAGUUUUAACGUUUACCGCGGGGAAAUCGCCAUGUCCUAUCGGUUUGCAUUCAACCUGGACCAGUAUCCCAAGGUGUGCCGGUUAUGCCUGAAAGAGCCGGGACCGACGGGAAUUUCGCUGGAAGUUUACGAUGCCGAAAUUGGAACCAGUAUCGGCGAAUACAUUGCACGGCACUUGCUGGAACUACCGAAGAACACUGACCACCUGGUCCCGCAGGAAAUCUGCGUCGGGUGUAUGUCGGAAUUGAGAUCGUUUGCUCGAUUUCGAAAAAAGACCAUCGUUAUCCAACAGCUGGUCGAGGCAUUGGUAUACGUGAAGCGUGGUAAUAACGAGCCCUUGGAGGAACUAUUCCAAAAUCGAUUCAAACUCACCAAAAUGCUGCACAGUAUGGAAAUCUGCGAUAACGAUAAGGUGGCCGCCGAACACAUGAUACAGGAAUUUCCGCGAUACCUUAUCGCGAGCAUACGGGACGAUAAAUCACGUUCACGAAAUCAACCACAUACGAAGAAAGUCGAUCAUGCAAGUAUUCCUGUUCAACAGGUACCUCAGACCGAAAUUAUUUAUGUUAAAAUAGAAGACAGUUCGCCUUUUGAUGACUCAACAACUGUUGAAACUUCAGAAAUGAACGAUUUUUCUGAUCGAAAUGUAGAAGAACCUCCAGAGCCGGCUCCAGACGACUGCGACCCGCUCCAUAACAAACAUAAGCCGCGAUCCUUCGCGUGCGAUCAAUGCCCUAGGGUGCUAGGCUCUGCAUCAACUUUACGGAUGCACAAGGAACUGCAUUCCGGCCCGCCCAAAUAUCCCUGCGAAAAUUGUGACAAGCAGUUUUAUUCAGAUAGCAGUAGGAAAAAUCACAUUAUUCUAAAACACAGUAACAGAGAGAAACGUUCAAUCAGAAAUGCUGAGUAUAUGGUCACCGCUACCGGCCCCAUGAACCAGUUGAUGGCUCAAAAGCAGCAAUCAACGAUAGGACAAGAAGGAGAAGGGAACCCUUAUCUGUUCACUUGCGAAUUCUGUGGCCGGCGCUUUAAAACGAAACCUGCUCUCAAUAGCCACCUGAAGACACACGAAGGCGAACCCAUAUUUACAUGCCAGUACUGCGACUAUAAGGCAAUUAAAUAUCAAUAUGUUAGGAAUCACGUAAAAAGCCAGCACAAAAAAAGUAAUGCGUUUGAAUGUGACAUAUGUCAGCUUGUUUUCACGCGAAAAUCUGGUAUGAUGGAUCACAGGAAUACUCAUACAAAAGAAAAAAACUUUAAAUGCUCGAUGUGCGAGAAAGUGUUUUACGCCGAAAGAUAUUUGAAAAGACACGUUACAGUUGUGCACGAGAGAAAACUACUAUUUUGUACAUAUUGCCCAAAGGACUUUCGUAACACAUGGAAUCUCUUAGAUCAUAUCGAGGUGGAUCACGGGAUUCAAAAGCGCUUCAUAUGCGAUAUUUGUUUGAACGUAUCAUCAACGCAGUCUGCCCUGGACGAGCACAAGAAGCGUCAUGAAACCCCUAAUCAUCUGGAAUGCGGUCGCUGUUUGCUUCUGAACAGCACUCAGGAAGCUUUGGGCAACCAUCUCUGCAUUAGCUACAGAGACGAUUACUUUUGCUGUGGUAGAGAUCAGCGUCAUCAUACGCAUUUUAACAAGCACAUGUUUCUGGUCCACGGUCUGCGCACAAAUGUCAGAGUCAAACCGGUACCCGGCGAACUGAUUGGUGUAACGCGAUCAAAAAGGAAGCGCGUUGAAAGCUGCACGUUUUGUGGGGAGAUGUUCGAUACCAGAACGUUGAAGAAGAAACACAUGGCCGUUUGCCGAGAAGCUGUCAACGAAGGGGUUAUAAAUAAGGAAAGCUGAGAAGAAGGAUAAUUUGAACUGUUUACUAUUGAAAUAUGAGUUCUGAGUUGACUCCAUCAAUUGUAACUUUUUGCCAACACCAAACCUAACUUUUGCUAGUGAAGCCUCGAUAGUGUCUACGUUUAAAUGAAUUAAUUAUUGUUUUACUGGUUGUUCUGAAAGGUUAUUACCGUUUUAUUUUUUUUAAAUGCUAAAGUACUUGAAUU
Molecule: messenger RNA, 2137 nt
Organism: Uranotaenia lowii
Lineage: Eukaryota; Metazoa; Arthropoda; Insecta; Diptera; Culicidae
Product: zinc finger protein 816-like
Exons: 6
Coding region: 117-1931 (604 amino acids)
Biological process (GO): regulation of transcription by RNA polymerase II
Cellular component (GO): nucleus
Molecular function (GO): zinc ion binding; RNA polymerase II cis-regulatory region sequence-specific DNA binding; DNA-binding transcription activator activity, RNA polymerase II-specific
Source: RefSeq, a predicted model, not a curated record